Diorhabda carinulata is the source of this 1129-nucleotide messenger RNA. RefSeq names its product apolipoprotein D-like. The transcript is spliced from 3 exons. Gene Ontology annotation, molecular function: pigment binding. The record is from RefSeq and is a predicted model, not a curated record. The coding region runs from base 65 to 1129 and encodes 354 amino acids. NCBI's taxonomy places the organism in Eukaryota, Metazoa, Arthropoda, Insecta, Coleoptera, Chrysomelidae.
ACAUGGUAGAUGAAUAUUAGGUCUAUAAAUAUUGUUCUGAGUGAAAAAACGAGAAAUUUGAAAUAUGAUUCAGUUGUCGAUAUUCUUCGUUAUACUAAUGCUAACAAGAGCUCAGGUACCCAGUCUUGGAUCUUGUCCUGAUUAUAUACCUAUGGCAGAUUUCGAUAUUGAUAGUUUUUUGGGAAAAUGGUACGAAGCUGAACGAUAUUUUCAAUUUAUGGAAGUUGGAUCGAGAUGUGUUAUUACAGACUAUGCUAGAGGCCCUAGUGGUAAAAUAUAUGUAUCUAACGAGGUUACGAAUCGAUUAACUGGCGUCAAAAGAAUUAUCGAAGGUCAUUUAGAACUUUCUGCUCGAGCUGGUGAAGGAAAAUUCACCGUGAAGUAUAAUACUUCUCCAUUAAAUACCCAAGCACAUCUUAUUGUACUUGGUACUGAUUAUGACAAUUAUGCUGUUUUAUGGAGUUGUAGUGGAUUUGGACCUAUACACACACAAAGCGUUUGGGCUAUGACAAGGGAACGUUUGCCAGCUAAUCCAGUCCUUCAGAUGAUUUACGGUAUUUUAGAUGAAUAUAAAAUAAGCAGAAACUUUUUCAUUAAGACGGAUCAAGAAGGUUGCGCUAUAGCAGCAUCGGACAUCAAUGCAGCUAAUGGAAUUACAAGUAUAUCCACAAUAGUGGAGUCAACAGGAUUACCUCAACGAAAUACACAAACUUCAAGUAGAGAAAUUGAAGAGGAACAAAUUAGGCUUGCAGAUAAAGGCAACUCUACUGAUAAUGAUUCAAAUAGUAAUAGCCACAAAACCAAUAUUAAACAAGAACGUCACUCUGUCGAUAUAAACGUGGAAACAAAUAAAUAUGCUACCAAUUUAGAAAUGCAGCGAGAAAAUGUUCAGCCAAAAAGUCUUGUACAAGAUAAACUCAUAAAUCAAGUAAAGACUAUUCCUUUUGUCUCCGAGCCUGUGAAAAUUGAGCUAGUUAAAAACCCAGUUAUAAGUGAAUCAGGCAAUAUACAAAAUGCUUGGAAAACUGUAUUAACUGUUACUGAAGCUGAUAUUGAGUCAAAAACCGUCUCAGAAAACAAAGAAAAGACCAUAGAAGUAGGCGAAACAUUAAAAAACAAUAGAAAUUAA